GGGUGUUGGGUAGUUUUGUAAACAAAAAUCCUGCUAGACCAAAACAAAAUUCAUCACCUAGUGCACCAAAUCACCCAACCACUACUCAAAAGUCAAAUGGUCCGCCCCUUAUAAAAUAUUCUUUUAUCAUGCACAAAGGUUGGGUUUUUUCCCUUCGAAUUCAGCACAUACUUUGGAAAUUACGCAACUUUUCUAAUAUUUAGUAUCUGAGAUUGACUAUUUAAGAAAAUACUGAUGAAUCAAACCGUUGGUUUACCAUUCUUUUUUUUUAAAUAAAAACUGCAUUGCAUUCAUACCUAUUGCAUUCUGGCACAAUACCUUGCUCUUGCCUACUUUUCUAAGAAAUGGUCACAGUAUGUGAUUUUCUUGUCUACUUUUCUAAGAAAUGGUCACAGUGUGUGAUUUCUUAGAAAUUUUAAGUUUGCGGUAGAACCAAAAUGGCGGACCUCAGAGUAGUGAGCGCAUUGGUGGCGGUCGUGGGUUGUCUCAUUCUGUUACAGAUAUACCGCUCCAGUACUUGUGGAAGUCUACUCAGUGGAGCAUGGAGAUCGUACGCCAAUGAUCUUGAUAAAGCACUUCACACUGAAGGCAUUUACACCAUAGGUGUCAUGCAAUCUGGAGAUGUUCGGUACAUCUACGUGGGAUAUUCCACAGACAUACGCCGGCGGUUACAGCAGCACAAAAGUCAAACAUUGGCGAUUGACGAGUUUGUGAAAGACCAGUUCAGCAGGAACGGUGGAAAAAACUUACGAUUCAAAUGGGUAAAGGUGACAAAUGCCAAAUGUGCAGAAGGAGACUACCUGGAAUGUAUGCAAGAAAAACUCGGUUAUUGGCCAGAGUAUAACAAAAAGCGGGGAAACAAAUGUAACUAAGUCUCAUCAAGAACUUAUAGAUUGUACACAAGCCUUUAAGGAACUAAAACAAAAACAGUUCAUUUACACCAUGUUAGACUACGAGUAGUCCCUCUUUCGCUUAGUCCGUCGUG
Molecule: messenger RNA, 985 nt
Organism: Orbicella faveolata
Lineage: Eukaryota; Metazoa; Cnidaria; Anthozoa; Scleractinia; Merulinidae
Source: RefSeq, a predicted model, not a curated record